Molecule: messenger RNA, 3568 nt
Organism: Carassius gibelio (silver crucian carp)
Lineage: Eukaryota; Metazoa; Chordata; Actinopteri; Cypriniformes; Cyprinidae
Product: protein mono-ADP-ribosyltransferase PARP14-like
Exons: 14
Coding region: 1-3462 (1153 amino acids)
Biological process (GO): negative regulation of gene expression
Cellular component (GO): nucleus; cytoplasm
Molecular function (GO): NAD+ poly-ADP-ribosyltransferase activity; transcription corepressor activity
Source: RefSeq, a predicted model, not a curated record
AUGGAAAACUACCAGCAUGCUGUGUUUUUUGAGGCAAAGAGUCUCUCAGAUGAAGAACUUAGACAAAUACAACUAUACUUCAAAAUCAGGAGAAGGUCUGGAGGAGGAGACUGUGAGAUCUACAAAGUGGGUAACAGCACCUACAAGAUAAGUUUUAUGAACAAAAAUGCCCAGGAAAGAGUACUAGAACGAAAGGAUCAUGUCAUCAAAGUAGAAGGACAAGAGGAUAUCUAUGUUUCAUUAAGUCUUGAAAAUGUCACUGAAAGCAGUGAAAAACCUACAGCAUCUGCAAAUCAGAAAUGUGCUAAAAGUGUGGAGAAGGUUUUAAAACUGAACCAUUAUCUACUACGCUUCUUCAGUGAAUGUAAAAGCCCAUAUUCAGAUUUGGAAAAACGCCUCUCUAAGGUCUCCAGCACCUUUGAGAUCAACGCUGACUGUGAAGAGUUGGUGGUGACGAGGGACCCAGCUGCAGCAGAUGUUUUUCCCCUGAAGAAAUGGGAAUUUGCAGUGGAUGAAGUGUUUGAGACUCUUAAGUCACACUAUAUCAUCCACUUCGAGGUUGAAAGAGAUAAAUCUGUAAGUCUCGAAGAAAACUCUUUCCUCCAAAGUGAUAAUUUAAAAAUAUUUUUUGAAGAACUAACAUGUUUAGCUGUGGUAGUCGGAGAACGAACAGAAGUUGAGAAGAGAUUAAAAUUUCUAAGCGGUUUGAAGGACAAACUGCAGAUUCAACAAGAGUGUUGCAUGUCUGAGAAACAGUAUGGCCUCAUCAAAGAACGGUUUGAGCAAUACAUACAAACUAAAUUACCUGCUCUUAAGAUCGAACAGGAAAGAGCAGGUGUUCUCCUUCUGAAGGGUCCUGAGAAAGAGGUUCAUGCAGGUGAAGAAGAGCUUUUGAAAUUGGCACUAGGAAUCAGAGAGAAGAGGAUCCCAUGCCAUCGUGCCGUUAUGACCUUCAUGGAAUCAAGUGGCAGCAUACAGCACUUCCAAAACCGAUUUCAGCAGAGCCUCUGCAGCCCAGUUAUGCUCGAGACUUCAGGUUCAGACCUUCUUCUGCUGAGUCUGUCUGAUGGAGCACUAGAGGAGGCGGCCGCUGCUGUGCAGAGAGACGUGUGUUUGGAGACUGUGCGUCUGGAAAACACUCAGAAAUCAUCUGCGUUGACUAAACUGAAGGAAGAUUUGAAUGAAGCCGUCGAUCAAGCCAAUCGUGGAAGUGUUAAAGUGGAGCUUAAAUACCAGGAUGAAUCAACUACUGACCCCAAAGUGCAACUUGUGGGCUACACUACUGAAGUUAAUAAGCUGAAGAACAUUGUGCUGGAAUACAAACGAAACCAUCAGAACCAUCACACCUCCCUGCCUCUUCCCAGGCCAGAAAUGGCAGAGCACUUCUCUGAUAUCUUGGCAAUGGCCGACUCUAUGGAGUCUGAUAAAGAGAUAAACAUUAAAGUUGUGGUUGGUAGUCUUGAGCAACAACAGGCAGAUGUGUUUGUUGCUCCAAUGAUCAAAACAAAAAUGACCUCAACCUUGAUUGGAUCAUCCCUGUUGAAUAAAGCAGGACAGCAGCUUCAAAAUAACUUCAAAAGGGCAAAGGGAAAUCACACUCUUAAGCCUGGAGAAGUGCUGGAGGUGGAUGGGACACAAGCGCUGGGAUGCUCCAAGGUUUUCUUUAUAGAAUCUCUGUUUCAUUCACUGACCUCUGACCUUGAUGAGAUCAUCAUGCCAGUAGAUGGGGUUGAACUCCAUCUAGUGUUUGGAGACAUCACUAAUGAGACAACGGAUGCCAUCGUGAACACCACUGACUUUAAGGACUUCCAGACAGCUGGAGUGUGUAAGGACAUCCUUACUAAGGCAGGACCUCAAAUCCAGGCUCAACUGACAGGCGCUCAGGUAGCAAGAGGGCAGAUCUUCACGACCCAGCCAGGAGGCUUCCCCUGUAAGACGAUCAUGCAUAUUUGUGGACUGAGGGACCCUGAUGUUAUCAAGACCCUGGCAAAAGAAAUAGUGGUUCAAAGUGAGCAGGGCUGCUGCAGGUCUGUGGCCAUUCCUGCGAUCUGUGCUGGACAAGGAGGCUUGGAUCCAUGUGUGGUGGCUAAAUCCAUUCUAGAGGGAGUAAAGGAUGGAGUUCAAGGAGCGAAUCUUCAACAUCUCAAAAGCAUUCGAAUCGUUCUGCUGAAGAUUAAUGUUUUCCUGGCUUUCAAAGCAAUGGCAAAGCAAAUCUUUGGUGCUCUUGCACCCCUUGCACCUACGAGUGUAAUCACCAGAGGGCGCAGUGCAUCAACUCGAUCAAGAUCACAUUCCUUAACCUCACCAGUCACUUCAGACUUCAGUUCUCUAAUGAAGUCAUUGCCUGACACAGAGAGCAGAGCAGCAUUUCUAGUCAUUGGUCACACAAAUAAUGUGUCUAAUGCCUGUAGAGAAAUACAGCAGGCAUAUAAGAGCCAGUGCUGCACACAUACUAUCUUUCGUGAUGAGAUCAGGUGUCUCACUGAAGAUGAGAAGAAGCAGCUGUACUCUAAAGUGAGUUCACUGCACUUGCAGAUAGAGCAGAUCAGCUCUGAUAGAUGGGUAGUAAAAGGACUGAAGGAUGGAGUGAAUGAGGUGGUUAGACUGAUACAAGACGCACUUCGUAGACAGGUAAGAGACAAGGAGCAGUCCAUCCUCUUCAGUCAAGUCACAUGGUGCAUUCUGGGAUCAAGGGGUAUUUGGCAGAAGGUACCAAAAGAUGUGAAUUAUCUGCUUGAGAAAGGAGAUGUGAAAGAUGGAAUUGUGGAUGCACAGGGUGUGAAAUGGACUGUGAAUCUGGGAAAGAUGGAGGCAAAAGCAUGUCAUUCAGGAGAGGUGACCGCUCUCAAGCGACUGGAGAACCUUUCAGAUUUCUCUGUGCCAAUCUACUGGAACAACAUGAGUCAAGGUGACUCCUUACAGGUGAAUGAACUAGAUCAGUCAUCCACAGAGUACCAGACUGUGAAGGCAGACUUCAAGAAGACUGUCCCAAAAACAGUGCUCAAGAUCCAGCGCAUCCAGAACAUGAAUCUCCGGCGGUUAUACGAGGGGCGUAAAAAAGAGCUAGAGGACAGAAAUGGUUCUGUGGGAGCAGCGGAGAAGAUGCUUUAUCACGGCACAUCAGAGGAAUCCUGCUCAUCCAUCAUCAAGUCAAACUUUAAUCGCAGUUUUUCAGGGCAAAAUGCCACCAACUACGGACAUGGGACGUACUUCGCUGUGAACGCCAGCUACUCUGCCCAAAACAAUUAUGCAGUUGCUGCAGCAGACGGGACACAGUUCAUGUUUGUGGCUCGUGUGCUUACGGGUUACCACACUCGGGGUAAUGCGAACAUGAAGACGCCCCCUGUUCGUGAGGAACCUGACCGAUAUGACAGUGUGGUGGAUAGUUUGCAGAAUCCCUCCAUGUUUGUGAUUUUCCACGACUGCCAGGCUUAUCCAGACUACCUCAUCACAUUCAAGUGAACUUUUAAAUGUAAUAAUUUAGGGGACACUUAUAUUCAGAGGGUUUGAGUUAGUUACAGUACUACACACCUUUUUUUUUUUGCUUUAUGUCACAACUAACUACGCA